Molecule: messenger RNA, 1076 nt
Organism: Drosophila subobscura
Lineage: Eukaryota; Metazoa; Arthropoda; Insecta; Diptera; Drosophilidae
Gene: jhamt
Product: juvenile hormone acid O-methyltransferase
Exons: 2
Coding region: 2-901 (299 amino acids)
Source: RefSeq, a predicted model, not a curated record
GAUGAAUCAGGCCUCACUCUACCAGAACGCCAACCAGGUGCAGCGUCACGAUGCGAAGCUGAUCCUUGAGGAGUUCGCCUCGACGCUUCAAUGGCGAUCGGAUGGAGAGGAUGCGCUCCUGGAUGUGGGCUCUGGAUCGGGUAAUGUGCUGAUGGACUUUGUGAAGCCACUGAUGCCGCAAGGUGCCCAGUUGGUGGGCACUGAUAUCUCCAGCCAAAUGGUGGGCUUCGCCAGUAAGCAUUACCAGACGGAGGAGCGAACACAGUUCCGAGUGCUGGACAUUGGCUGCAAACGACUGCCGCAGGAGUUGAGUGGAAGAUUCGAUCAUGUCACCUCGUUCUACUGCCUCCACUGGGUGCAGAACCUGCGUGGAGCCUUAGGCAACAUCUACGAUCUCUUGAGACCGGAAGGUGGUGAUUGCCUGCUUGUGUUCCUCGCCUCCAAUCCCGUGUAUGAGGUGUACAAAAUCCUUCAGUUGAAUGAGAAGUGGUCGGGCUACAUGCAGGAUGUCGAGCAAUUCAUCUCCCCACUGCACUACAGUUCCAAUCCUGGUGAGGAGUUCAGUCAGCUGCUCAACGAAGUGGGUUUCAUACAGCAUAAUGUGGAGAUUCGUAGCGAGGUUUUUGUCUACGAGGGUGUCAGGACCCUGAAAGAUAAUGUCAAAGCAAUUUGUCCUUUCCUGGAACGUAUGCCAGCGGCUCUGCAUGAAGAUUUCCUGGAUGAUUUUAUACAGAUUGUAAUUUCCAUGAAUCUCCAGCAGGGCGAUCAGCAUAAGGACCAGGAUCAGAAGUUUAUAUCCCCAUAUAAGCUUGUUGUUGCCUACGCUCGCAAGUCACCAGAUAUUGUGAACAAUGUUAUGAUUGAGACUCCACAUCAGAAGCUCCUCAAGGGUCUGAAUUAGAGAGUGUGUGUGCUUUUAAGUAAAAUAUCUUGUACCUCAGCUCGAUUGUAGUGUCGAAGUGCUAGUUUAAGUGUGAAGUAACGUUAUGUUGCCACUAAAACAGAAUCUAUUAAUGCCAAAUAAUAAUAUGUACCUAAUAUAAUUAAGAUUUUGUUGUAAUAAAAUUCCUAAAAAC